Archocentrus centrarchus (flier cichlid) is the source of this 4657-nucleotide messenger RNA. It is a transcript of the gene insra, whose product is annotated as insulin receptor a. The coding region runs from base 1136 to 4507 and encodes 1123 amino acids. The record is from RefSeq and is a predicted model, not a curated record. NCBI's taxonomy places the organism in Eukaryota, Metazoa, Chordata, Actinopteri, Cichliformes, Cichlidae. The transcript has 20 exons. Gene Ontology annotation, molecular function: insulin receptor substrate binding; insulin receptor activity; phosphatidylinositol 3-kinase binding. Gene Ontology annotation, cellular component: axon; plasma membrane; insulin receptor complex. Gene Ontology annotation, biological process: positive regulation of MAPK cascade; glucose homeostasis; multicellular organism development.
CUGGGAAGAAGGGGAUCCUACAGGACCAGGGAGACUCUACAAUCUACCUCUGUCUGUGGAAGAAGAAAAGAAAAGAAAAAAAAAAAUAAUAACUACAAACUCCGCUAAACCUACUUUUCCUCUCGUCCAGAUACACACUUUUUGGCCGCAGCAGACAGCCGUGCAGCACAAGCUGGAGCGCGUAUAUACAUUUGUUUUAAUUUUUUAAAAUUCCCAAACAAAAAAGGAGAGUGCUGCUGAUCUGCGACGAAGUCCGGGCUGUCAGGCUUUCGGAGAGCGGAGGUCUGCCUGAAUUAUCCGCACGGACUGUGGAGGAAGUUUUCCAGCCAGAAGACAAAAUUCACAACACAAACAUGAAAACUGCGCUGUUUGGUGCUCGCUGUGGGACUUGACGGGAUUUCCCCCCCUUUUUUCGGUCUUUCUCUCUCUCUUUUUCCCCCCACGCUAACGUUACGCCACGCAUGCCACAACCAUCGAGUCAGCAGCAAACGGCUCCUAAAAAAAAAAAAAAAAAGGAAAAAUCUCUGUGAAUUAACUCACAGGUCACUUUUAUUAAGAUUUUCAUGCAUGUGUCUUUUCUAUAUUUUAAGAGUGAAAAGCAUUGCGGGCGAGUGGCCACGCGUCGCAUUUCUUUAAGUAAAAAUUGCCAGACAGGGCUGCUGGAAAGCGCAGCAAACUUCACUUGUGGCCUGAGCUGGAGCGGAGCAGAAGCCAGGCUAGCUAGCUCAACUGUAGCACCAGCGCUAGCUGCUUCUCAACCAACAAGGCUGUUUUUGCUCUUUGUUUUUAACAACAUGGACAUACCGAGCUGGGCCAGCAUAACAACCAAAAAUCACUUAGAGUCAUAACAAGAACAUCUACACCCCGUGUUGGUGUUUGUUGAUGGUGGCUCCCCCCCCCUCCCAGUGAGGUGGCUAACUUUAGCAGCAGCACCGCUAGCUUGUGUUUGACUGUGCACGUUGGUUGGGCUCGUUCCUCCGCCCAUCUUCCGGGAUGUCUUUUAUUUAUUUUUGUUUACCUGUUGGCUCACGCCGCAAAACAAAACCAGUUUCCUGAAAGUAUUUCCCUCUCCAGUGCGAACUGUCCUCCUCGCCGGAGGUUUUAUUUUUCUGAAUUUGACGCGGAGCAGCGCUGCAUGGUGUCAGUAAUGUGGCUCCGGACUUUGGGGUUUGUUUUGACCGCGGUCUGCUUUGUGAUGAGCUGUCACGGAGCGGGUGCAGAGAUUUGUCCAAGCAAGGACAUCCGCAACAAUGUGACCAACCUGCAGACGCUUGAGAAUUGUACUGUGAUCGAAGGCCACCUGAAGAUCUUGCUCAUGUUCAGGACCAGACCAGAGGAUUUCAAAGGCCUCAGUUUCCCCAAACUAACAGUGAUCACUGACUAUCUGUUGCUCUUCAGAGUUUAUGGCUUGGAGAGCCUCAGUGAGCUCUUUCCCAACCUGACGGUCAUCAGAGGCAACAACCUGUUCUUCAACUAUGCCUUGGUUAUGUUUGAGAUGCUCCAGCUGCGAGAGAUCGGCCUCCAUAGCUUGAUGAACAUCACCAGAGGAUCUGUGAGAAUUGAGAAAAAUCCAGAUCUCUGCUAUCUCUCCACUUUGGACUGGUCCAAGAUCCUGGACUCGGUGGAGGACAACUACAUUGUGGCCAACAAGAAUGACAGAGAGUGUGGUGAUGUGUGUCCAGGGGCGUCAGUCGGAAAAACCACCUGCCAGACGACCACCAUAAACGGACACUUCAGUGAACGCUGCUGGACCCACAACCACUGUCAAAGAAUGUGCCCCGCUCAGUGCAAACAUCGGGCCUGCACCAAAGAUGACCAGUGCUGCCAUGACCAGUGCCUAGGCGGCUGCCUGAUACCUGACUCAGCCAGUCACUGCGUGGCCUGCCGUGGCCUCCAGCAUGAAAGCAACUGUGUGCAACGCUGCCCUGAAAACCACUUCACCUACAAGGGCUGGCGUUGCGUCUCGUUCGAAUUCUGCCAGGAUCUACAUGAAAGAUGUAAGAGAGAGAAGGAGCGCAGCAAGAAUGCUGACUGCCACGAGUACGUCAUCCACAACGGCGCCUGCAUCCCCGAGUGUCCCUCCGGCUACACGACCGUCAACUCCUCCUUGCUCAACUGCACUCCCUGUGCAGGGCUCUGCCCCAAGGUGUGUCUGGGUCUGAAAAUUGUGGACUCCGUCACUGCUGCCCAGGAGUUAAGAGGCUGCACCAUCCUCAAUGGGAGCCUGGUCAUCAACCUGCGUGGAGGAAACAACAUAGCUGCCGAGCUGGAAGCCAGUCUGGGCCAGUUGGAGGAGAUCACUGGCUACCUGGCAGUGCGACGUUCCUACGCCCUCGUGUCCCUUUCGUUUUUCCGGAAACUCCAUGUUAUUCGUGGAGAGGAGCAGGACAUCGGAAAUUACUCCUUCUAUGCGCUGGACAACCAGAACCUGCGGCAGCUCUGGGACUGGUCCAAACACAGGCUGACCAUCCUGCAGGGGCGCAUGUUUUUCCACUACAACUCCAAACUCUGCAUGUCUGAGAUCCGCAAGAUGGAGGAGGUGACGGGAACCAAAGAGCGGCAAGUCAAGAACGACAUCGCCUCUAAGACCAACGGAGACCAGGCUUCGUGUGAGAACCACGUGCUCAAGUUUACCCAGAUUCGAACUAUGAGUGAUAAAAUAAUGAUCAAGUGGGAACCUUUCUGGCCAAAAGACUUCAGAGACCUGCUGGGCUUCAUGGUGCUCUAUAAAGAAGCACCAUUUCAGAACGUAACGGAGUUUGAUGGGCAGGAUGCUUGCGGGUCCAACAGCUGGGUGAUCGCUGACGUUGACCCUCCACGGCGAGCCACAGAUCAAAUUGAACCAGGUCAUCUCAUCUUCCCUCUAAAGCCGUGGACGCAGUACGCCAUUAUGGUGAAAACCCAACUCUCAGCCUCGGAUGAGAACCAGGUCCACGGAGCCAAGAGUGACAUCAUCUACGUUCGCACCAACGCCACAAAACCGUCAGUCCCACUGGACCCCAUUUCUUCCUCCAACUCCUCCUCCCAGAUCAUCCUCAAAUGGAAACCUCCCAAUGACCCCAACGGUAACAUCACUCACUACCUGGUCUUCUGCCAGCGUCAGCCUGAGGCCAGCGAGCUCUACAAGUUUGACUACUGCCAGAAGGGGAUGAAGGUGCCAUCACGGGUGCCCACUCAGGUGGACAGUGACGAGGAGCAGAAGUGGAACCAGACAGAGGAGCAGGGCCAGGGGACACGAUGCUGCGCCUGUCCCAAAACCGAAAAGGAGCUCAAGAAGGAAAAAGAGGACUCGGAGUACCGCAAAACUUUUGAGAAUUACCUUCACAAUGAAGUCUUUGAGAUCAAACGCGCGAGGCAACGACGUGCUGUGAUGGGCAUCGCCAACCGAACGCUGCCCUUCCUGACCACCGCCCCCAGCCCUCCUGCCGGUAUGACCGUCCCUGUGGACGAGGAUGAGGAAACCUUUGAAAGCACCAAGACUGUGGUCACGGUCCAUGCCAAGGAAUCCACUGUUAUCUCCGGCUUGCGCCACUUCACCAGCUACCAGAUUGAGGUCCACGCCUGCAACCACCCGAACGACCCAGCCCGCUGCAGCAUGGCGGCGUAUGUCAGUGCCCGCACAAUGCCUGAAGACAAGGCCGAUGACAUCUCGGGUCUCAUCAAAUGUGAGGUGACAGAGAACACGGUACACAUCACCUGGCAGGAACCGCAAGCCCCAAAUGGUAUGAUCAUCCUGUACGAGAUCAACUACAAGCGACUGGGUGACUCUGAGGAGCUGCACUACUGCGUGUCGAGGAACAUGUACAAAACGAGCCACGGCUGCAGGCUGAAAGUGAUGCAUCCUGGGAAUUACACGGUGAGGAUCCGGGCCACCUCGCUGGCUGGAAACGGUUCGUGGACUGAGCCCACGUACUUCUACGUUGAGGACCCAAGCGAUCCUCUCUACGUUGUAAAGAUCAUCAUCGGGCCCAUCAUCUGCUUUGUCCUGGUGCUGUGUGUGGCCUUGGUGGGAUUCGUCAUGUUCAAGAAAAGUCAAACCCAAGGUCCCAGUGGCCCCAUCUAUGCCUCUUCAAACCCUGAGUAUCUCAGCGCUAAUGAAGUGUAUGAGGAGGACGAGUGGGAGGUACCUAGAGAGAUGAUCACCAUUUUGAGGGAACUGGGUCAGGGCUCCUUCGGCAUGGUCUAUGAGGGCAUUGCCAAGGACAUCGUGAAGGGCGAGGGUGAAACACGAGUAGCGGUGAAGACGGUGAACGAGUCGGCCAGCCUGAGGGAGAGAAUCGAGUUCCUGAAUGAGGCCUCCGUCAUGAAGGCCUUCAGCUGCCACCAUGUGGUGCGUCUGCUGGGUGUGGUGUCUAAGGGGCAGCCCACCCUGGUGGUGAUGGAGCUGAUGACCCACGGAGACCUGAAGAGCUUCCUGCGCUCUCUGCGACCUGACGCUGAGAAUAACCCUGGCCGUCCACCGCCCACUCUGAAGGAGAUGAUCCAGAAACUGCAUGGUAGCGCAUGAUCUUACGGUCAAAAUAGGAGAUUUCGGUAUGACCAGAGACAUCUAUGAGACCGACUACUACAGGAAGGGAGGGAAGGGUCUGCUGCCUGUCAGGUGGAUGGCACCUGAGUCUCUGAAGGACGGCGUCUUCACUACACAUUCAGACUGCUG